Messenger RNA from Penicillium soppii, 747 nucleotides. Its product is annotated as mediator of RNA polymerase II transcription subunit 18. The record is from RefSeq and is a predicted model, not a curated record. Gene Ontology annotation, biological process: regulation of transcription by RNA polymerase II; termination of RNA polymerase II transcription. Lineage: Eukaryota; Fungi; Ascomycota; Eurotiomycetes; Eurotiales; Aspergillaceae. Gene Ontology annotation, molecular function: transcription coregulator activity. Bases 1 to 747 code for a protein of 248 amino acids. Gene Ontology annotation, cellular component: mediator complex; core mediator complex. The transcript is spliced from 2 exons.
AUGCACGAGCAAUCACUUUUCGCCUCGGUCCCUGUUCACCAACAUCAUGAGCUCCUGCAGCAGUUGGCCGGGUUGACUGCCAUGCAACCUCGCCACUGCCUGGAACGCCGGUUGAUCUUCAAAGCCUACCGGAAACCGGGCUUGGCGGGGCGUACCGGAGCCAGUCAAGACCUCCAACAGAGUGACCUGCAUCGUUUGAACAAGAUGCUCAAUGGAAAUAUGUACUACACCCAGGUAGUCGGACCCGUUUCCGAAAAGAGUUUCGGUUCCGCCCUUACAGAAACGCCCUAUGAUUAUGAGCGCCAGCCAUGGAAAUUGGAGUUUCGCGACAUUCCUGAAGCCGGGACCCGCUCGGCUGUCACGUCACGCUUGAUGUCUAGUGCCACUUUGCCUCGGGGUGAUAUUGUGCCAUCUAUGAAUGCGUGGGGCUACAAUUUCACUACCGAGUUUGUGGUCGAAGGUGACAUGUUCGUUUACAAUGACAUCGCCAUCUUCUUGCAUCGCGUGCUGCACUACCCCGAGGAGUCUAACCAGCCCCGACAGAGUCUGCCUGCGCUCAAGGAUAUGACCCUGUUGGAGAAGAGUGGUAGCUAUGUUCUGCAGGCUUUUAUCAUCGUUCAGGAUGGCAGUAAUCAAGAGUCUAUGAAGACUGCUUCGCAGCAUCUCUUUGGUCUGCGUGAGCAGUUGAAGUCUGCGGUUCGUCUUGAGCAGGCUGAUCGACUAUCUCUGGACACAAGGGCAAAGUAG